Lolium rigidum is the source of this 1295-nucleotide messenger RNA. RefSeq names its product F-box protein At5g07610-like. NCBI's taxonomy places the organism in Eukaryota, Viridiplantae, Streptophyta, Magnoliopsida, Poales, Poaceae. The record is from RefSeq and is a predicted model, not a curated record. Bases 1 to 1257 code for a protein of 418 amino acids. Gene Ontology annotation, molecular function: protein binding. The transcript has 2 exons.
AUGCAACUAGGAGGAGGGGAAGAAGGCUGCAAGGAUCCGGGCAACCCGCCGGCGACCGGCCACCAAGUCCGCGGCAGGGCCGCUCCAUCUCCAUCCCAUUCGUCGCCGCCGUUCCCCUCCACCGAGCCAUCGUCGUCCGAGGAACAUGAGGACGAGCAGCAGCAGCAGGCCGCGGCGAGCCUGCCGGAGGACGCCCUGGUCGAGAUCCUGUCCCGGGUGCCCUACAGGUCGCUCCGCCGCUUCAGUUGCGUGUCCAAGCCGUGGCUUGCCCUCUGCUCCGAUCCCAAGAUCCGCAGGAGGUGCCCGCAGACCCUCUCCGGCUUCUUCUACUCCGGCCUCCGUGACAUCAAGUUCCACAAUUUGCUCGCGGGAGGUGCUCCCCCUAUGCUCGAUCCCUCCAUGCCUUUCCUGCGCGAGAGCUACAUGCUCGUCAUACUCGUACAAUGCUGCAACAGCCUUCUCCUCUGCCAGUGCAUGAAAUGGACUUCAGGGGGAGGAUGCACCAUUGAUUACGUCGUCUGCAACCCCGCCACAGAGAAGUGGGAUGUAAUACCUCCUAUAGCAUUGCCGGGCCGAGAGGAACGCCCACUUGGUUAUGUGGCGAUGACCACUGUCUAUUUAGGUUUUGACGCGGCCAUUCCGUCCCGCUUUGUGCUGUUUGUGCCCCAGAGCAGCCAUUGCGACGAAACUACAGAGGUUGCCAUCUUCUCAUCGCAAACUGGAAGAUGGACUUCCGUGCAGAAUGAGUGGGGCGACCAAAUUAUUCUGCAUCCAAGUCGGGAAUGCGUCUUCGUGAAUGGGACUAUGCAUAUCACUACCCUUUAUUCCUCAGUAGCCACAGUCAACGCCGAGGGGAAAGUUUGGAGGAAUAUUAAGCUGCCAUAUGUAAAAAGCAUUCAUCCUUUAGCUGCUCCCGAUUCCACUGGUCACUCUCAGGGACGCUUCUAUGCGUGGCAGAUAGAUAAUGAUGGUGACUGUCAACUCUAUGUUUGGGUUCUUGAGGAUUACGACAGGGGGAAGUGGACCUUGAAGCACACCGUGGACGUUUUGGAACUGUUUGGAAGGCAUCACCGCGAAGAUGCCGAGUCCUAUAACAUGUUUGCAAUUCACCCGGAACGUAAUUUGAUUUUCCUUGCUGAUGGGAAAGAGAUGGCGGUGUCAUAUGAUAUGGAUGACCGCAAAGUGAAUGUUAUCUGCACUUCUGGAGAAUUCGCGCAAUUUGGUGGUCUACCUUAUACUCCUUGUUUUGCGGAAUGACCAUCAGAUGCUCACUAAGAGUCUGCAGCUUCACAAUC